UCACCGACCAGGAAGCCGCGGGCCCCUGGCGGGGAGGGAGGCUGGUGGCCCUGGGCGGGGCUCCCUCAGGUGCAGGGCUGCAAGGCCGCGACGCAGGGAGGGGCCGGGGCGGGGGCGGUGCGCGGGAGGCCCCCAGCGUCUGCUCCCUGUCCCCCCUUUCCCUAGGAAGGCGCCCCUGUCCCGGUCCGGAGGGCCGAGGCCCCACGCGGAGGCCGAGACCCCGCCCGGAGGCCGAGACCCCGCCCGGAGGCAGAGACCCCGCCCGGAGGCUGAGACCCCGCCGGAGGGCCGAGGCCCCGCGGGAGCAUGGCUGGCUGCGGCCGGACCUGAUGCUGUCGCCUCCCGCUGGCUCUCUGCCCAUUGCCUAGCAACAGCCGCGGAGCGGAGGCCGCAGGUGGGAGCGGCCCCUCCCACCAAACAUCAUGUUCGGCAGGUCGGGCUACCGGGCCCUGCCCCUGGGCGACUUUGACCGCUUCCAGCAGUCCAGCCUGGGCAUCUACGGCUCCAAGCAGGGCUUCUUCCCCGCCAUUCUGAGCCGGGAGCGCCCGGGCCCGGGCCAGGACGCGGCAGACUCUCCCCAGAGCUGGCCGUCCUACAUCUGCCACAGCAUUAUCAGCUUCCUGGUGUUCCUGCUGCUCGUGAUCACUUUUCCCAUUUCCGGAUGGUUUGCUUUGAAGAUCGUCCCUACCUACGAACGGAUGGUCGUGUUUCGUCUGGGCCGGAUCCGGGCCCCCCAGGGCCCAGGUAUGGUCCUCGUGCUUCCUUUCAUCGACUCGUGGCAAAGGGUAGAUCUGAGGACACGAGCAUUCAACGUCCCUCCUUGUAAGCUGACCUCCAAGGAUGGCGCCCUGGUCUCCGUGGGGGCUGACGUCCAGUUCCGCAUCUGGGACCCGGUGCUCUCAGUGAUGAUGGUGAAGGACCUGAACUCGGCCACCCGCAUGACGGCCCAGAACGCCAUGACCAAGACCUUGCUGAAGAAGCCACUGCGCGAGAUCCAGAUGGAAAAGCUGAAGAUCGGGGACCAGCUCCUCCUGGAGAUCAACGACAUGACCAAGGUGUGGGGCCUGGAAGUGGACCGAGUGGAGCUGACGGUGGAGGCCGUGCUGCAGGCGCCCCCGGAGACCCCCGCUCUGCCUGGCCUGGACAGCGCCAUCCAGCAGCUGGCGCUCCACUUCUUCGGGGCCGGCAGCAGCGGGCACGCUCCUGGGACAACCGAGACAGACACCAUGGAGAUAGUGAAUGAAGUAGAAGGGUCGCCCCCCUCUGCCAACAACCCAACUGGCAAUGGCAGCACGGAGAAAAGGCCAACGGUGGAGGAGCUGCUGGCCGCCGUGGAGCUGUUUCUAUCUGAAGCUUUGGUCAGCCAAGUCCAAGCGUGCUACCAGUUUAACAUCUUCCUGCCUACCAGUGCCCAUAACACCUACUUCAUUGAUCUCACCACAGGCUAAAGACUUCCAGUUCAUCCAAAAGAUCUUCAUAUGGCAUGGCUCCCAGUCUCCCCACCAUCAUGGCUACCUUCCAGUGGAAGUGCUUCAGUUGGACAUAGCCUUUUCAAAAAGUGGUGCACCUAACUGGAAGCAAUUAUCCAAAUGCAGACUAAAUGUAGACAGCAUAGUAUGGCUUUAAAUUCCCUUCAUCUGGACCCUAUUUUUUCUAUUAAUGUACCCUAAGAGUGAAUGAGUUCUUUCAGUUACCAUGUACAUUGAUGACUCAUAGCUUUACAUCUAUUAAAACAGUUGGGUUCUAUUUGUACUGUUAUCUAUUCUGUCCUUGUAUGGUUGCCUUUCUGAAAUGAGGACUAGGAUUUCAAAAUUAUUCUUACUGCAUUUCAUUUUAUUAGAUUCAGUCUAUUUUUCUAGAGAUCUCAUCACUUUAGUAGCUAAAAGUUUGGAUUCUUUAUUCUAGCCCAUUUUAGCCAACUUUCAGCCUAGGCUCCUUUAUCAGGAACUCUAUAAUUUAGCUAGUUUCUUGACUCACAAAGUGAUUAGUUGAAGAUAUUUUAAGAAGAUGCUUUACCCCUCCUCCUUGUCCUUCUUUGCACUGUUUGUGGAAACCUAAUUAUCAACAUUUCUUACAAUAUUAUGAAAGAAAUUGUCAAAAACUUUCAGAAAAUGAAGUAUGUUAGCUAUGACACUCUACUGAUCUGCAAAUCUAGUAAAUCUAUUUCAAAUGGUAAACACUAUCAGCCUACCAUGAGUUAUUCUUUUGUGUGUGUUUGAAACGAAAUAUUUAAUUUAACUAAGGAACCGACAAUCAUUAACAAAUAUGACGCAGAAUUUCUCAAUAUGUUUGGGAAACGAAGUAAUAAAAAUUGAUAAUUAUGACAUUAAUUCCAAAGUAAUCUUGAGCUUCCUUAUUCUUCAUUUAAAAAUAAUUUAUUUUAUUUAUUUUCCAA
Sarcophilus harrisii (Tasmanian devil) is the source of this 2395-nucleotide messenger RNA. It is a transcript of the gene STOML1, whose product is annotated as stomatin like 1. Lineage: Eukaryota; Metazoa; Chordata; Mammalia; Dasyuromorphia; Dasyuridae. Bases 423 to 1448 code for a protein of 341 amino acids. The record is from RefSeq and is a predicted model, not a curated record. Gene Ontology annotation, cellular component: plasma membrane. The transcript has 7 exons.